Molecule: messenger RNA, 1259 nt
Organism: Solenopsis invicta (red fire ant)
Lineage: Eukaryota; Metazoa; Arthropoda; Insecta; Hymenoptera; Formicidae
Gene: Sec13
Product: protein SEC13 homolog
Exons: 3
Coding region: 151-1089 (312 amino acids)
Biological process (GO): COPII-coated vesicle budding; positive regulation of TOR signaling; protein import into nucleus
Cellular component (GO): COPII vesicle coat; nuclear pore outer ring
Molecular function (GO): protein binding; structural molecule activity
Source: RefSeq, a predicted model, not a curated record
UAUCAUUAGCAAGUUGCGCAUAUGCUUCCACGUAAGUGACAGAAUACUACGUUAACAUAACCUGCGCGAGACCCACGAGCGGUCUUUAUAUACGUUAACCAGUUUUUUCGUACAGUUAAAGUUUUGCUCGUGACAGUUUACCUCUUCAAAAUGGUGUCCGUUUUAAAUACCGUCGACACCGGCCACGAGGACAUGAUACACGACGCAGAAAUGGAUUACUACGGUUUGAGGUUAGCCACUUGCUCGAGUGACAACUCGGUGAAGAUAUUUGAUCUGAAAAACGGCACUCAGAGUCUAGUUGCCGUUCUCAAGGGACACAUGGGUCCCGUGUGGCAGGUCGCGUGGGCUCAUCCGAAAUUCGGCGAUCUCUUGGCAUCUUGCAGCUACGACAGGAAAGUGAUCAUCUGGAAGGAAUUGGGAGAGUGGACGAAAAUAUAUGAGCACACUGGUCAUGAUUCCUCUGUCAAUUCUGUCGCAUGGGCGCCACACGAGUUCGGUCUGAUCCUGGCCUGUGGCAGUUCGGACGGAUCAGUCUCUAUUCUUGCAAACACUGGUGAUACCUGGCACAUGCAGAAAAUAACAAACGCUCACACAAUCGGAUGCAACGCAGUUAGUUGGUGUCCAGCUGUUGAUUCGGGUGCCGAUUCCAAUGUGACGCAACAGAGGAGCGAUCCUGUUAAGCGAUUAGCCACUGGAGGUUGCGACAACCUAGUAAAGAUAUGGAAAGAGGAUGGUGACAGAUGGAUAGAAGAAAAUAAACUUGAAGCGCAUAGCGAUUGGGUACGCGACGUAGCUUGGGCACCGGCGGUUGGCCCGUCUCGAGCCGCCUUAGCAUCCUGCUCGCAAGAUCGCAGAGUCGUUGUAUGGACUUCCAACGAUUACACUAGCUGGACACCAAACGUUCUUAAUGUCUUCGACGACGUUAUCUGGAACGUUAGCUGGUCAUUGACAGGUGGUAUCUUGGCGGUCAGCGGUGGAGAUAACAAGGUUUCGCUCUGGCGCGAGAAUUCCGAGGGACAGUGGGCAUGCAUCUCGGAAUUGAACAAAGAUCAGGGAAAUCUUAACAAUCCGGAUCAACGCGCAUUAUAAUAUCGUAUUAAAAUAAUGUAUAAAAUAAUAUAAUGAGCGUUGUGAACUAAUGCGAUUUGUUUAAUAUCGAAUAUUAUUUUGUAAAUUCCAGAAUUAGUACGAAUUAUUUACUGUUAAUAUUUGAUUAUCCGUAAGCACUUAUUUGAAAUAUAACAAUGGCGUUUACCUGA